Oncorhynchus nerka (sockeye salmon) is the source of this 5120-nucleotide messenger RNA. It is a transcript of the gene exoc6, whose product is annotated as exocyst complex component 6. Gene Ontology annotation, biological process: Golgi to plasma membrane transport; intracellular protein transport; exocytosis. NCBI's taxonomy places the organism in Eukaryota, Metazoa, Chordata, Actinopteri, Salmoniformes, Salmonidae. The record is from RefSeq and is a predicted model, not a curated record. Gene Ontology annotation, cellular component: exocyst; membrane. The transcript has 16 exons. Bases 16 to 2055 code for a protein of 679 amino acids.
GACUAGAGAGGAGGGAUGAGAUGUGACGGCAGGUAUCUGUGUUCCAGGUACUAUGCUGCGUUGAAGACCAUGGAGCAGCUGGAGAAGGUGUACAUCCCUCGGGUCAGCCGCUACCGUUUCUGUCAGAUCAUGGCUGAGAACCUGCCCAAGCUCAGAGAGGACAUUAAGGACAUCUCCAUGUCCGACCUCAAGGACUUCCUGGAGAGCAUCAGGAAACACUCGGACAAGAUCGGAGAGACCGCCAUGAAACAGGCUCAGCAGCACAGGACGUUUAACAGUGUGGUUCAGAAGCAUGACAGCGGUAUGGGCUACACCAGGCCAGUCUACUCUCUGAACGGCCGGACGCCAACGCAGCACAACGGCCUAGCGGCGGAGGAGGGAGUAGACCAACCAGAGGAGGAGGGAGUGGAGGAGGACCAAUCAGAGGAGGAGGUAUUAACAGCCCAGGACCUGGUGGACUUCUCUCCUGUUUACAGAUGUCUCCACAUCUACACCGUUCUGGGUGACAGAGAGACGUUUGAGAACUACUACAGGAAACAGAGGAAAAAACAGGCCAGGCUGGUGCUGCAGCCCCAGUCUAAUAUGCAGGAGACCGUGGAGGGUUACCGGCGCUACUUCAACCAGAUCGUAGGCUUCUUCCUGGUGGAGGACCACGUUCUGCACUCCACACAGGGACUGUUGACCAGAGCCUUUACUGAUGAACUGUGGAACAUGGCCCUGUCUAAGAUCACUGCCGUGCUCCGCACACACUCUUCGUACUGCAGUGAUCCUGACCUGGUGCUGCAGCUGAAGAACCUCAUUGUCAUAUUUGCAGACACAUUACAGGGUUAUGGCUACCCAGUGAACAGACUGUUUGACCUGCUGUUUGAGAUCAGAGACCAGUACAAUGAAACUUUGCUGAAGAAAUGGGCUCUGGUGUUCAGGGAGAUCUUUGAACUGGACAACUACAGCCCUAUCCCCGUAGAGACUGAAGAAGAGUACAAGUCUGUCGUUAGUAGAUUCCCCUUCCACGACGCAGAAAUUGAAAAGGUGUGUCCUUCAUUCAACACCCUUUAUUCAAGGAUGUCUCAGUCUGUGCCUCUACUCAGGUCAAAGGUUCCCUACGCCAGUCUGAAGUUAAUAGUCACUGCUCGCAGCUGGACGGAGAUCGACGACAUGCUCCGUAAAUCCACCAACCUGUUGUUGACGAGGACACUGAGUGGCUGUCUACAGAACCUCAUCAAGAAACCCCAUAUAGGACUAACUGAGUUGGUCCAGAUCAUCAUUAACACAACCCACCUGGAGCAGGCCUGUAAAUACCUGGAGGACUUCAUCACCAACAUCACCAACGUCUCACCUGAGACCGUGCACACCACGCGGCUCUACGGACUUUCCACCUUUAAGGAUGCACGCCAUGCAGCAGAGGGAGAGAUCUACACCAAACUGAACCAGAAGAUAGAUGAGUUUAUCCAGCUGGCAGACUAUGAUUGGGGCAUGCCGGAGUCGGACGGCCAGGCCAGUGGAUACCUCAUGGACCUCAUCAACUUCCUCCGCAGCACCUUCCAGGUCUUCACACACCUGCCGAAUAACUGCAAUGACCAUGCUGCCAUGUCGGGUAAAGUGGCCCAGACAGCCUGUAUGUCAGCAUGUAAGCACUUGUCCACGUCCCUGAUGCAGAUGCUGUUGGACAGCGAGCUGAAACAGAUCAGUAUGGGAGCCGUUCAGCAGUUCAACCUGGACGUUAUACAGUGUGAAUUGUUCGCCAGCUCAGAGCCUGUCCCAGGAUUCCAGGGAGACACUUUACAACUGGCGUUCAUCGACCUCCGACAGCUGCUGGACCUGUUCAUGGUGUGGGACUGGUCUACGUACCUGGCUGACUACGGACAGCCCACCUCCAAGUACCUUCGGGUCAACCCCUCCACGGCACUAGCACUUUUGGAAAAAAUGAAGGACACCAGUAAGAAGAACAACAUAUUUUCUCAGUUCAGGAAGAAUGACCGAGACAAACAGAAGCUGAUUGAGACGGUGGUGAAACAGCUGAGGAGCCUGGUCAAUGGGAUGUCUCAACACUCCUAGAACACACACACAGAUGGACACACAGACAGACAGAGACACACAGAUGGACACACAGACAGACAGAUGGACACACAGACAGACAGAGACACACAGGUGGACACACAGACAGACAGAUGGACACACAGAUGGACACACAGAUGGACAGAGACACACAGACAGACAGAGACACACAGAUGGACACACAGACAGACAGAGACACACAGAUGGACACACAGACAGACAUGGACACACAGAUAGACAGAGACACACACACACACACAUACACACACACACACAUACAGACAGACACACACACCAACCAGCCAUCACCUUUCAGUUUCACCAGAUUCCAUGCAUAGUGUAAAUAAAGAGAAGACAACACACACACACACACACACACACACACACACACACACACACACACACACACACACACACACACACACACGAGACAUCAAGCUAAAACAGUUUCUCUGUCAGGACUGAGAAAAAGAGUGAAAUGUUUGAAAUGUAUUUUUUAAAGCCUCAGAAACCUAUGUUUUGUAUAUAGUGAGAGUGCAGUGAUUUGUGUCACCACGGUGAUGUAAGGAAUGUAAAGAUGGCAUCUCGGAUGAAGACUGGACAGGAAACUGAUGUUCACUGGGUGAAGUGGCCCAGAUAGGGGACUGAGCCAUGAAGUAUAGGCUCCAAUCCCCCGAGCCCUAUCCGCCCUGCUCUAAAGUAGUGCACUAUGUAGGGAAUAGGGCCCUGGUCUAAAGUAGUGCCCUAUAUAGGGAAUAGGGCCCUGCUCUAAAGUAGUGCAUUGUAUAGGGAAUAGGGCCCUGCUCUAAAGUAGUGCACUAUAUAGGGAAUAGGGCUCUGCUCUAAAGUAGUGCACUAUGUAGGGAAUUAGGGCCCUGCUCUAAAGUAGUGCACUAUGUAGGGAAUAGGACCCUGGUCUAAAGUAGUGCCCUAUAUAGGGAAUAGGGCCCUAGUCUAAAGUAGUGCCCUAUAUAGGGAAUAGGGCCCUGCUCUAAAGUAGUGCAUUGUAUAGGGAAUAGGGCCCUGCUCUAAAGUAGUGCACUAUGUAGGGAAUAGGGCUCUGGUCUAAAGUAGUGCACUAUGUAGGGAAUAGGGUGUGAUUUGGGACACGUCCUGGAAGACCUCUACAUCGCUCCAUCAUGCAGUACUGGGUGGAGUUAGUUUCUACUGUAAAUAUAUUGGAGAAUAUUUAACACUACAGAGAAUCACGCUGGUUGGGUCACAAAUGUCGUCCUAUUUCCACUGGUCAAUGGCAGGGAUGCACUCUCUCCCUGUCUCUGUCAGUCAGCUCUCUCCCUGUCUCUCCCAGUCAUUCAGCUCUUUCCCUGUCUCUGCCAGUCAUUCAGCUCUAUCCCUGUCUCUACCAGGCAUUCAGCUCUCUCCCUGUCUCUGCCAGUCAUUCAGCUCUCUCCCUGUCUCUGCCAGUCAUUCAGCUCUCUCCCUGUCUCUGCCAGUCAUUCAGCUCUCUCCCUGUCUCUACCAGUCAUUCAGCUCUCUCCCUGUCUCUGCCAGUCAUUCAGCUCUCUCCCUAUCUCUGUCAGUCAUUCAGCUCUCUCCCUGUCUCUGCCAGUCAUUCAGCUCUAUCCCUGUCUCUGCCAGUCAUUCAGCUCUCUCCCUGUCUCUCCCUGUCUCUGCCAGUCAUUCAGCUCUCUCCCUGUCUCUCCCUGUCUCUGCCAGUCAUUCAGCUCUCUCCCUGUCUCUCCCUGUCUCUGCCAGUCAUUCAGCUCUCUCCCUGUCUCUCCCUGUCUCUGCCAGUCAUUCAGCUCUCUCCCUGUCUCUCCCUGUCUCUGCCAGUCAUUCAACUCUCUCCCUGUCUCUGCCAGUCAUUCAGCUCUCUCCCUGUCUCUACCAGUCAUUCAGCUCUCUCCCUGUCUCUGCCAAUCAUUCAGCUCUCUCCCUGUCUCUGUCAGUCAUUCAGCUCUCUCCCUGUCUCUGCCAGUCAUUCAGCUCUAUCCCUGUCUCUGCCAGUCAUUCAGCUCUCUCCCUGUCUCUCCCUGUCUCUGCCAGUCAUUCAGCUCUCUCCCUGUCUCUGCCAGUCAUUCAGCUCCCUCCCUGUCUCUCCCUGUCUCUCCCUGUCUCUGCCAGUCAUUCAGCUCUCUCCCUGUCUCUCCCUGUCUCUGCCAGUCAUUCAGCUCUCUCCCUGUCUCUCCCUGUCUCUGCCAGUCAUUCAGCUCUCUCCCUGUCUCUCCCUGUCUCUGCCAGUCAUUCAGCUCCCUCCCUGUCUCUCCCUGUCUCUCCCUGUCUCUGCCAGUCAUUCAGCUCUCUCCCUGUCUCUCCCUGUCUCUGCCAGUCAUUCAGCUCUCUCCCUGUCUCUCCCUGUCUCUGCCAGUCAUUCAGCUCCCUCCCUGUCUCUCCCUGUCUCUCCCUGUCUCUGCCAGUCAUUCAGCUCUCUCCCUGUCUCUCCCUGUCUCUGCCAGUCAUUCAACUCUCUCCCUGUCUCUACCAGUCAUUCAGCUCUCUCCCUGUCUCUCAAAAUGACCUGCAUGAACCUGGUUCCAUUGUUUAAACCCAGUACAGGACAGAGAGCUUUGUUAAUUUUACACUCAAAAUAUUAUCUUUUGACAAGAAAGACACCCAAAAUCAUGUUUUUUUUUUUUUUUGUAUCAGCCAUUAUUAGCUAAAUCAAUUUCUUGCAUCCAAAAUUCUCCUUGUUUUUGUUCCUCAGGGUAAAUGAAAGCUUUUGGUUUCAAAUGCUUUAGAUUCUACCGCUAAGACAUUUCAAACAGCAAUAAUGACCUCAUCCACCUGCAGGCUUAAAGAACGACUUCUGUCUCACAUCUGAAAUCACAUUUCAUAGUUGGAGUUAUGGGUUUUUUAAUCUGCUUUUGAACAGGCAUUUUGCCCUGAAUAGCUAUUAUUUCAGUUAGCCUUUUUUUGAGUAGGAGCUUGUAAAUUGUCCUUGUACAUACUGCAUAUUUUGUAAAGAAAGUAAGAAUGCGGGGUUUACUUCUGUUACGAAUAAAAGGAGUUUGUUGUUCUGAGAUGCAUCUCUUAAAUCUAAAAUAUGUAAAAAAUGUCAUUCGUCUUUCAAAUGAAUUAAAUUAUAACUGCUAUUAGUCAAUACA